AGGAUAUCAAUACCAGAAAGCUCCAGUGAUGUGCUGUUCCAGUGGUGGGGAUAUGAGAUGGAUCCUGGCUACUGGGUGAAGAUUCAUCACUUAGAAUACACAGACGGAGGAAUCCUGGAUCCAGACGAUAUCUUGGCCGAUGUCGUGGAAGACAAAGAUAAGCUGAUUGCCGUGUUUGACGAACAAGAACCACUCCUCAAGAUCGAGAGCCCCGGAGGAAACCCAGCAGGUCGCCAGAGCCCAGAUGCCUUCGAGACUGAAGUGGCUGCCCAACUGGCUGCCUUUAAACCAGUUGGUGGGGAAAUUGAAGUAACCCCUUCUGCUCUGAAGCUAGGCACUCCACUGCUGGUGAGGAGAAGCAGUGACCCAGCACCAGGCCCACCUGCUGAUGCCCAGCCAACUGCUUCACACCCCAGUGGCCAGAGUCUGAAACCUGCUAUUCCAGAUUCCACACAAAACUUAGAAGAUGGAGAAGUUAUGAAUGGUGUGCAGACAGAACUACUGACAUCACCGAAAAUUAAGGAUGCACUGAGUGAUCUGACCAGAACAGUGGAGAUUUCUGCCGAAGGAGGCCCCCUGGGAAUACAUGUAGUGCCCUUCUUUUCUUCUCUGAGUGGAAGGAUUCUCGGACUCUUCAUCCGCGGCAUUGAAGAAAACAGCAGGUCCAAGCGGGAAGGACUGUUUCAGGAGAAUGAGUGCAUUGUAAAGAUCAACCACGUGGACCUCGCAGACAAAACCUUUGUUCAGGCUCAAGACGUCUUCCGCCAGGCAAUGAAAGCUCCCUGUGUCCUCCUCCACGUGCUCCCCCCUCAAAACCGUGAGCAGUACGAAAAAUCAGUCAUUGGACCUCUGAACAUUUUUGGUAACAACGAUGGUGUUUCGAGAACAAAGCCACCACCACCUGUCCACCCAAGAUCAGGAAUAAAGACCGUGAGUCUCACAGGAACAAGCAGCCCCGAAGAAGAUGGGUCACCUUCCCUGCAGCAAAGCAAGAGCCCCCGAGUCCCAAGAAUAGGGAGAAAGCCAUCCUCUCCCUCACUCUCCCCUCUCAUGGGGUUUGGCAGCAAGAAAAAUGCAAAGAAAAUUAAGAUUGACCUUAAGAAAGGCCCGGAAGGACUUGGUUUCACUGUGGUCACCAGAGACUCUUCCAUACAUGGUCCUGGUCCCAUUUUUGUGAAAAACAUUUUACCAAAGGGAGCAGCAAUAAAAGACGGCCGUCUGCAAUCCGGGGACAGAAUUUUGGAGGUGAAUGGCAGAGAUGUCACUGGCCGAACUCAGGAAGAGCUGGUGGCCAUGCUGAGGAGCACCAAGCAGGGAGAGACAGCGUCUCUGGUCAUCGCCCGCCAAGAAGGAGCCUUUCUGCCCCGAGAGCUGAAAGGAGAACCUGAUUGCCGGGCCCUCUCUCCGGAAACCACGGACCAGCUCACCUUUGAGAUCCCCCUGAACGACUCCGGCUCUGCUGGUCUGGGGGUGAGCUUGAAAGGGAACAAAUCCAGAGAAACUGGAACCGACAUGGGAAUUUUUAUCAAAUCCGUCAUCCAUGGAGGUGCUGCCUUUAAGGACGGUCGUCUGCGGAUGAACGACCAGCUGAUUGCAGUUAAUGGGGAAUCUCUCUUGGGAAAGUCCAACCAUGAAGCUAUGGAAACACUUAGACGAUCAAUGUCCAUGGAAGGAAACAUACGAGGGAUGAUCCAGUUGGUGAUUCUGAGGAGGCCAGAGAGGCCGAUGGAGGAGCCCGGAGAGUGUGGGACGUUUUCGAAGCCGUGCUCUGAGAACUGUCACAGCGCCGUGGCCACCUGCAGGAGGAGCGAGGAUGGCACGUGGCAUCCGCUGAGCACUUACUGUCCACACCACAAGCAGAGAGAGCCAUUGCUUCCCAGUGAUGGAUGGGCCGAGAGCGAAGUACCUCCUUCUCCAUCACCACUUCCCGUUCUGGAAUUGGGCCUUGAAGAUUACAGCCACAGUUCUGGGAUGGAUCCGGCUGUGUAUUUUCCAGAUCAGCACAGCAACUUCAGAUCUGUGACACCAGCCAGGCAGCCCGAAUCCAUGAGUCUGAAAGCCUCAAAGAGCAUGGACCUUGUGCCAGAUGAAAGCAAAGUCCAUUCAUUGGCUGGACACAAAUUGGAAUCUCCCAGCAAGGACUUCGGCCCCACUCUGGGACUGAAAAAGUCCAGCUCCCUGGAGAGCCUGCAGACGGCGGUGGCCGAGGUGCGCAAGAACGAGCUGCCGUUCCACCGGCCCCGGCCGCACAUGGUCCGCGGCCGCGGCUGCAACGAGAGCUUCCGCGCGGCCAUUGACAAGUCCUACGACGGCCCCGAGGACCUGGACGACGGGUUGUCUGAUAGGAGCUCUCACUCCGGCCACGGAGCCCUGAACUGUGACUCGGCCCCUCCGGGGAACUCUGAGCCGGAGGACCUGGAGAAUAAAGCCAGGAAAGCCAAAAAGACGAAAGAGAAGGAGAAGAAGAAAGAAAAGGGCAAAGCGAAAGGCAAGGAGAAGAAGCAGAAGGAGGAGAGUGAAGAUCCAGAAAGGAAGAUAAAGAGGAAGGGGCUUGGUGCCAUGCUGAGAUUUGGAAAGAAGAAAGACGAGAAGAGUGGGAAAGCUGAGCAGAAAGGUCCUGUGAAGCAUGGGGGCCUGCGAGAAGAGGAGCUGGAGAAGAUGAAAGAGGAGCGGGAAAGGAUUGGAGCAAAACAUCAGGAGCUAAGGGAAAAGCAGGCAAGAGUUCUUGUUGAUUAUGCUACUGGUACAAUUGGAUCACUGCAUGAUAUGGAUGAUGAUGAAAUGGAUCCCAAUUAUGCCAGAGUGAACCACUUCCGGGAACCAUGUACAUCAGCAAAUGUCUAUAGGUCUCCGUCUCCCCCUCGGGCUGGACCACUGGUUUAUCCUCGUGAUGGCCGUCCACUCUCUCCAGAGAGAGACCAUUUAGAGGGUCUCUAUGCCAAGGUCAACAAGCCAUACCAUCCACCGGUGCCAGUUGACAGUGGCUAUCCCAUGAGUGGAGGUGCUGAUCGCAUCCAGAAGUUGCGGAAGGAGUAUUAUCAGGCUCGGAGGGAAGGUUUCACAUUAUAUGAGGAUGACGAAGGAAGAGCAAGGCCAUCUGAUUAUGACCUUCACUGGGUGUCUGGAAAGGGUCCAGAUGGGAAUGCGCACAACCUCCGCUUCGAGGGGAUGGAGAGGCAGUAUGCAUCCUUACCCAGGGGAGGACCCGCCGAUCCCGCAGACUAUCUGACAGCAGCACCCCGAGGGCUCUACAAGGAGAGGGAGCUCCCAUACUACCCAGGGCCUCAUCCCAUGCAUCCGCCCAAAGGGAGCUACCCCCGCCCUCCGGAUCUGAGGGUCGCAGAUCUCCGGUAUCCCCAGUACUACCCACCCCCACCGGCCCCCCAGCACAAAGGACCCUUCCGCCAAGAUGUCCCGCCCUCACCCCCUCAGCACCACAGAGUGCCAGCCUAUCAGGAAAUGGGCAGACCAGGCCCCCGAGGGGGCAGCCCAGACCAGUACCCCUACCGGACCCAGGACCCCCGGCAGAAGAACCCCAUGACUGCAGCCGUGUAGCCCAACACCACCAAGCCCAGCGCAGCCCAGAAAGGAAGACAGCUAACAUCGCCCUUCCUCAAGGCCUUCUUCCUGUUAAGACUUGUCCUGCGUACAGAUUAGGUUUUUUGAUUGAGAAUGUAACACCUGACUGCUAAUUAGAGGGAAAAAGAAGGAACAGGAGUUUUUGGAGGGGAAAUGUCGGGAGAAAGAGGAAGGAUGGGCCAUAAAAACAAUACUGCCUGAUAUUUGAAGUACGUUUAGAACGGUUAACGUCCAUGAGUGGCAUUUGAACAAGCAAAUCACAAAGAAGAUACCCUCAGCAUUGGCAGCGUGGAGCAGCCGCUGCCCUGGAUCAUCUCCAUUCAGAAGCUAAGCUCCAACCACUGUAUUAAGUCGGAGGAGUGGCUGCAAACAUGGGCGUCUUAAGUGAGUAGUUUUUCAAUGAGAAAGGAAACAGCAAGCUUGACUUGUGAUCUCCUUGGAACGUUUUCUACCCAGAGGAAGACUGCAUCUCUUUACUUGUAGAAUUUCUCAGGUUCCUGGUACCAUUCGUGUGGUAUAAGUGUUUCACGUUUCCUCACUUUUGUAUAAAAAUAAGAUGCGAAUGCAGUAUUAGUGUCCUGGGAGAAUGUGCAAAGCUAGUCGGAACUUCCAGAAGGAAUCUAUUCCAAGGACCACAGUGACCAGGUAGAGGGCUGAAAUUCCCGUGGUCCUCACUUUUCUUCCUCCCAUGUCCCAAGCACAAUGGCAUGGGGACACGUGGUUUCAGAGUCACCCGCAGGUCUGCUGCCUGUAAUUAUUAGAACUGGGGCCUCUGCUUUAAGCCUCCCAUUGGAGGACUAGAAUGUACUUGAGAAAAAGAGGUCCCAUGGACUAGGCCACAGGGGAAGCAAUGCCCUGGAGGUGCCAAUUCUAGACCCAGUGCCAAACAAUGCCAUCUGGACCCCAGGGACAGGGCC
Myotis lucifugus (little brown bat) is the source of this 4496-nucleotide messenger RNA. RefSeq names its product par-3 family cell polarity regulator beta (gene PARD3B). Lineage: Eukaryota; Metazoa; Chordata; Mammalia; Chiroptera; Vespertilionidae. Bases 58 to 3555 code for a protein of 1165 amino acids. Gene Ontology annotation, molecular function: phosphatidylinositol binding; protein binding. The transcript is spliced from 23 exons. Gene Ontology annotation, cellular component: apical junction complex; adherens junction; apical plasma membrane. The record is from RefSeq and is a predicted model, not a curated record. Gene Ontology annotation, biological process: establishment of centrosome localization; cell adhesion; microtubule cytoskeleton organization.